CCCUCCGGCGCCAAGGCCCAAGGUGGUCUUACGAUUCUUACCGAGGGGAGUGGUCCCGUGGAAUUUCUUUGGUUUUAGUUUAUCUGGGUAAAUCUUAUUUAAAAAUCCAACCGGCCACCUCAGGAGAAGCACCUUUCUCUCCAACCCAACCCUCGAGCUCCCUCACGCCCGCCUUCACACGCCCUCUUUGGUGCGUGCUAUAGCUUGUCUUCCCGUCUCUGUGAGGAAACUUGGUUCCUGAAGGUGCAAGCAUCACCGGUCUGGUCGAAAUCCCAACAAGAUAUUUCGACCACCCUGUGCAAUCUGCUCCAAUCCCACUCCCAAGUGCAGUCGCCAGGAGAUCAAUUAUCUGAUUGACAACUCCCUCUUCUGCUCCGCAGGCCCAAAUCUCGGUUCACAAGUCCCAAAAUGUCCUCCACUGCGGUUCCUCAACGGACGGUCCUUCAGCGGACCGUCACUUCCACCACGGCUGAUUCGUCGCCAUCUACGGCCGCUGGCUCCCCGAAUGACACCCCGAGACAAUCGCCUUCUUCCACAUCUCUGUCGUCAAUGUCCUCCCUGGGUGAGGCGAAGGAAGAGAAGAAGGAGAAGGAAUAUGGCAAGCUCCUCGACACCUACGGCAACGAGUUCGAGAUUCCCAACUACACUAUCAAGGACAUUCGGGAUGCGAUCCCCAAGCACUGCUUUGAACGGGAUGGUCUCCGUAGUAUGAGCUAUGUCGUGCGAGACGUUGCCAGCCUUGCUAUCACCUUCACGCUCUACUACAAUUUCGUGACCCCGGAAUAUAUCCCGUCAACCGCAAUCCGCGCUGUACUUUGGACCUUCUACACCAUUAUUCAGGGUCUCUUCGGUACCGGUAUCUGGGUUCUUGCUCACGAGUGUGGUCACCAGGCCUUCUCCACUUCCAAGCUUCUCAAUGACACAACCGGCCUGAUCUGCCACUCGGCUCUCCUCGUCCCAUAUUUCUCGUGGAAGCUCUCUCACGGCAAGCACCACAAGGCUACCGGAAACAUGGCGCGCGAUAUGGUUUUCCUGCCAAAGACACGCGAACAAUAUGCCACCCGUAUCGGCAAGAUGGCCCAUGAGCUCCAUGAAUUGACCGAGGAGACACCAAUUGUAACUUUCAUCCACUCCGUGGGCCAACAGCUUCUCGGCUGGCCCAUGUAUCUCUUCUCCAAUGUGACGGGCCACAACAACCAUGAGCGCCAGUCCGAAGGUCGUGGGAAGGGCAAGGUCAACGGUUACUUCACUGGAGUCAAUCAUUUCAAUCCGUCAAGUCCGCUGUACGAAGCCAAAGAUGCGAAGCUUAUCCUCAUCAGUGACCUGGGCCUCGCUGUGAUGAUUAGCAUUUUAGUUGCUCUCUGCAAAGCCUUCACCUUCAAGAACAUGCUCGUCUGGUACUUCCUCCCAUACCUGUGGGUUAACCACUGGCUCGUUGCCAUCACCUACCUGCAGCACACCGACCCAACGCUUCCCCACUACUCUGCCGAGAGCUGGAACUACGUCCGUGGUGCUGCUGCAACCAUCGACCGUGACUUCGGUUUCAUCGGCCGUACGCUCUUGCACGGAAUUAUCGAAACCCACGUCCUCCACCACUACGUGAGCACCAUCCCAUUCUACCACGCUGACGAGGCCACCGAAGCCAUCAAACCCGUCAUGGGCCGCCAUUACCGCGCCAACACCGAGGGCGGGGCUCUCGGCUUCUUGAAGAGCAUGUGGGUCAGCGCUCGCUGGUGCCAGUGGGUCGAGCCAUCGGAGGGUGCCGUCGGAGAGGGCAAGGGAGUCUACUUCUACCGGAAUCGCAACGGUCUGGGUACCGCACCGCUCAAGCUGGCCCCUGGCGAAACCCUCCAGCAAUGAAUCAUGAUGGGAAC
Messenger RNA from Amorphotheca resinae ATCC 22711, 1874 nucleotides. RefSeq lists its product as hypothetical. Gene Ontology annotation, biological process: lipid metabolic process. The record is from RefSeq and is a predicted model, not a curated record. Gene Ontology annotation, molecular function: oxidoreductase activity, acting on paired donors, with oxidation of a pair of donors resulting in the reduction of molecular oxygen to two molecules of water. The transcript has 3 exons. Bases 409 to 1860 code for a protein of 483 amino acids. NCBI's taxonomy places the organism in Eukaryota, Fungi, Ascomycota, Leotiomycetes, Helotiales, Amorphothecaceae.